CCUCUAUCCAGUCCUCUUCUCAGUUUCCAAUUUCCUCUUCCCAUCUCCUCCUUUUCUUAUCGUCGUCUUCUUCUCAAAAAGGAAGUUUAGGGAAGCAAGAAAGGAGCAGAUCCCUCCCGUUUAUAGUCACCUUACCGGCGUUCCGAUCCCUAUAAAACCAAGUUCACGCACAUCCAAUGCAACCUUCUCUUUCCUCUUUCUUCCUCCUCCUCCUCCUCCGCGGCGCCCUCCCUGAACCACGGCCGACUGAGUCCUAACUCUAACCAUACUGUCUGUGGCACGGAACCCUGAUCCGUAGGGGAUCGAUGCUCUCCUUAUCCUCGGCAAACCUUCUUGAGCUGGCCGCCGGCGAGGAUUCCGACUUUGCUGCCUCCCCCCGCCGCUUUCCUCUGCUGCCUUGUCUCAUGGAUGACGCCGCUUCUAUCGGCACGGACGACGACGCUCCCGCCUCACCGACGCAGCGGGAGCGGCGGAUCGUUGUCACCCACCGCCUUCCACUUCGUACAGCACCCGACCCCUCCGCGCCGGUUGGCCUAGCCUUCUCUUGGGAUCCCGAUGCUCUCGCGCUCCAGCUUCGCGCCGGCUUUCCGUCCUCUUCCGAGGUCGUUCACGUUGGCACCUUGGCCGUCUCCAUCGACAGAGCCCACCAUGCUUCCGUUUCUCGUAUUCUAUACGAACGUUUCAGGUGCCUCCCUGUCUUCAUUCCUGCCGAUCUCCACCACCGCUUCUACCAUGAUUUCUGCAAGCACUACCUCUGGCCCCUUCUCCACUACCUCCUGCCCCUCUCACCGUCUUCCUUAGGUGGUUUGCCAUUUGAUCGUUCCCUUUGGCUCUCCUACCUCUCCGCCAACAAGCUUUUUGCUGACCGUCUCAUUGAGCUUCUAAACCCCGAUGAUGAUCUCGUGUGGAUCCACGACUACCACUUGCUUGCUCUUCCGACCUUCCUUCGAAGGCGCUCCCCGCGUGUAAAGUUGGGUUUUUUCCUCCAUUCUCCCUUCCCUUCGUCUGAGAUAUUCCGUACCAUUCCCGUUCGCGACGAACUGCUUCGCGCCCUCCUGAAUGCUGAUCUUGUUGGCUUCCACACCUUCGACUAUGCUCGCCACUUCCUAACCUCUUGCUCCCGGUUACUUGGCUUGGAUUAUCAGUCCAAAAGAGGAUAUAUUGGUAUUGAGUACUACGGGAGGACAGUCACUGUCAAAAUUCUCCCUGUUGGGAUUGACAUGGGGCAGCUCGAAUUGGUGAUGUCUUCUAAAGAGACUAUUGCCAAAGUCCUCGAGCUCAUAGCAACAUAUAGCGAUAAGAUCUUGAUGUUGGGAGUUGACGAUGUUGAUCUCUUCAAAGGUAUCGGAAUGAAGUUGCUUGCAGUGGAGCAACUAUUGGAGGAGCAUCCGCAGUUGAGAGGGCGCGCAGUGUUGGUCCAGAUUAAUAACCCACCAAGGAGUGAAGGAAAGGAUGUGCAGGAGGUUCAGGAUGAAAUAGGGUCAAUCUCUAAAAGAAUUAAUGAACGUUUUGGAAGACCUGGAUACCAGCCCAUUGUGUUGAUCAAUCGCACUGUACCAACCUAUGAAAAGGCUGCUUUUUAUGCAGUAGCCGAAUGUUGUGUGGUGAAUCCAGUAAGGGACGGCAUGAAUUUGGUUCCAUACGAAUACACAGUCUACAGACAGCUGAGUUCAGCAUUAGCAGAUGCUCCAAAGAAAAGUAUGAUAAUUGUUUCAGAGUUCAUUGGGUGCUCUCCAUCUCUUAGUGGUGCUAUUCGAGUUAAUCCAUGGAAUGUGAAUGCUGUGGCAGAGGCAAUAAAUUCAGCCAUCACAAUGUCAGACACUGAGAAACAAUUACGGCACGAAAAGCAUUACAAGUAUGUUAGUUCUCAUGACGUUCCAUAUUGGGCAAGGUCGUUUGAUCAGGACUUGCAACGUGCUUGUAGAGAGCAUUUCAAUAGGAGGUGUUGGGGGAUUGGGUUUGGAAUGAGCUUCAGAGUUGUUGCUCUUGGCCCUACCUUUAGGAAACUAUCUGUUGAGCAUAUUGUUGGCUCGUAUCAAAAGACAAACAGUAGGCUCAUCUUACUUGAUUAUGAUGGAACAAUGAUACCACAGUCAUCUAUUGAUAAGAAGCCAAGCUAUGAAGUUAUUUCCAUAAUAAAUAGAUUAUGCACUGACCCUAAGAAUGUUGUUUUCUUGGUCAGUGGUAGAGGGAAAGAUGAGUUGAGCAAAUGGUUUGCCCCCUGUGAGAAAUUGGGGAUCUCUGCAGAGCAUGGAUAUUUCACCAGGUGGAAGAGGGAUGCACCAUGGGAAUCUUGCAUGUUAGCUGCAGACUUUAAUUGGAAGAAAAUGGCAGAACCUGUCAUGAGACUUUACAUGGAGGCUACGGAUGGAUCUGCCAUAGAACAUAAAGAAAGUGGGCUAGUGUGGCAUCAUCAAGAAGCAGAUCCUGAUUUUGGGUCAUGCCAAGCAAAGGAGCUCCUUGAUCAUCUUGAGAAUGUGCUUGCCAAUGAACCCGUAGUUGUGAAAAGGGGCCAACAUAUUGUAGAAGUGAACCCACAGGGUAUAGGCAAAGGUAUAGUGGUGGAAAAUCUCAUGGCAACCGUGUCAAGCACUGGAAAGGCACUGGAUUUUCUUCUAUGCAUUGGGGAUGACCGGUCAGAUGAAGACAUGUUUGAGAGCAUUAGCAGUUACAUAAAUGAUCCAUCGGUCCUCGCAAUUAGAGAAGUCUUUGCAUGCACAGUUGGUCAAAAACCAAGCAAGGCUAAGUAUUAUCUCGAUGAUACAGUAGAGGUUAUAAAAUUGCUUCAAGGUCUUGGCAAUGCAUCAUGUGUGCAACCGCCCACAUCUGAACAGCUUCCAGUCGCAUUUGAAGGUUCUUUCUAAUAGCGUGUCUAGUGACUGGUCAAAUAUUUCCAAAAGAAUUCAACUUUCUUCCAGGUCGGGCUAAAUUAACCACCCAUCCGAGCUAAUGGAGAAGGCCAAGGAAUUGGAUGUGAAAAACCAGGAUCAUUUGAAUACGACUAACUUAGCCUCACAGAAACCUGUUUCUCACCAGAUCAGCAUACCCAUACCAAAAUUAAUAGCUUGUAUUCCAGAUUAUAAUCCGUGUAGACGUAAAUAUGUCAAAACUCUUUUUUUCCCCCCUUUAUUUGCUCUUCCUUUAAUUUGUAGAGGAUUACAGAAAUAUAAUUUCACAGUGUUCUUCCAAUAUAGAAGGAUUUUACGAGGUGUACAAUUUCA
Molecule: messenger RNA, 3221 nt
Organism: Zingiber officinale
Lineage: Eukaryota; Viridiplantae; Streptophyta; Magnoliopsida; Zingiberales; Zingiberaceae
Product: probable alpha,alpha-trehalose-phosphate synthase [UDP-forming] 8
Exons: 3
Coding region: 306-2864 (852 amino acids)
Biological process (GO): trehalose biosynthetic process
Cellular component (GO): cytosol
Molecular function (GO): catalytic activity
Source: RefSeq, a predicted model, not a curated record